Closterium sp. Naga37s-1 is the source of this 3120-nucleotide messenger RNA. The record is from the annotation of a GenBank genome assembly. Lineage: Eukaryota; Viridiplantae; Streptophyta; Zygnematophyceae; Desmidiales; Closteriaceae.
AUGGGGAUUGCGCGCUGGUUUUGGGACGCCGCGGCGGGAGUAGCAGGAGCUGGCGGAGCGGACGAAGCGGAAGCAGAAGGUGCGGAAGGCUUGGCGGAAGCGGCGGAACGAGGGGAAGGCGCGGCAGGCGCAAGCCAGACCGGCAAGCAUUCUAAUGAUGUGACGGUGGUGACAGCGACUGGACACACGGCGGCGAUUGACACGUGUCGCGCCGCGCCAGGCGACGACGCGGGCGAUAAUGCGGCGCCGACGCGGACGACGCUGUACCCAUCGGCGCGCAGCGAAGGCGGUGGCGGCGAGCGGAGCGCGCGGGACGUGUUAAUAGUGAAAGCGGGAAGGCCGCCCGCGGAUUCGGGGCGGGCCAGAGGCGGCGUGUUCCGCAAGAAGCAGCGGCGGGGGAAGGGCAGGCGGAGCGUGUUCGUGUACGAGCUGGUGCGCGCGCCCGCGGGGGAAGGCAGCGGGGAUCAGGGAUGCCGUGGGUUGCCGCGCGCGAGAACAGCAGGCGCAGCAGAGAGCGGCAGUGGUGGGUUGUGGGGGGCGGAUGGCUCGGAAGGAUUGGCGGAAGGGUCGGCGGAAGGAUCGGCGGAGGGUGCAAGAGGAAAGGCGCAGGGCUGGCAGCAGCAGUCGCUGGAUCGAAGCGACACGCAUAGCGACAUUGCUGACGUGGACGAGUGGAGGAGGGAGAUGGAGAAAUAUCUGGCGGAGAAGGAAAGGCGGGCGAGCCUUGAGGCUACUGAGAAGGAAAGACGCGCGAUCCAUGUUUCGAGUCAGAAGGAACGGCAACUUACGAGAGAGGGAAGGGGAGUUGGCGGCUUGGGAGGGGAGCAGCACGAACGGGAGAACGGCAGCGGCGGCGGCGACGGUAGCUGGGGGUUGCGCGACGAUGAUGAUGACGACUCGUUAAGAGCUAGCGGGCGCGCUUGUAACGCGUACGGGGGCUGUGACGAGGGAGACAACAGCUGGCACGAUACAAGCAGCGAAGGGGAGGCGGCAAUUGACCGGUGGGACCUGGACGCGGAUAUCGAAGAGCACCAUAGCGAGGAUGAAAGCAGUGCCGCGCUGUCCGCCGCCACGAGCGGCCGCGGCGAAGACGCGUGGGGCGUUGGGGGGAGCAGCGGCAGUGAGGGGCGAAGAGCGCGGCAGGGGCGAGACGAAGGACUAGUAACAGACUUGGGAGUGGAUGGGGAGGAGUUGGGAGUGGUGAGGAGGGACGGGGAUUGGUAUGAAGAGGCGGAGGAGGGUGUGUUGCUGGUGGACGAGGGACGGGUCGUGCUCGCGGGUGCAUCGGCUUCUGAGUCAGACAGUGGCGAGCGCGGCGGAAAGGGAGAACGGGGGAGGGAGCGCGGAUGCUCCUAUGCAACCCCAUCCCCCCCCGCAGGUGCAGCAGUCCCUUCCACUGCGCCGCCCCAUGCCAUCCGCCAAGCCAGCAGGGCCGCCGUCGCGCGCGCUGCAGUGCAGGCUUUCGGCGCGCAGGCGGACAGGAGAGGCGACGACAGGGAUAGCGACGGCAGGGAUAGCGACAGCAGCAGCAGGGAAAGUGAGCGACCUGUGCUGCUGCGCUGCGAGGGCGUGCGGGGGAGCAACCGCGUACGCGCAUUUGAUCCCAACGAGUACCUCCCCGUACCCUCUGCACCUGCAGCACACGCAGACGCCGGAGCAGCAAGUGGCAGUGCAGGUGCGACUGCCUCCGAGUACCUCCCCGUGCCCGCAACCGCUGCCCCCACAGCAGCAGCUGCGCCUUCUAGCGCCUACCGCCCUGCCACAGCAGCACCCGCGGCCGCCACAGAAGCUGGGCCUGAUAGCCAUGAGACGGAGGGAGGCGACAGGGAAUGCCAGGGGGAUGACGCGGUGGUGACGUCAGCAGUGGCGGGGAAGAGCCCACACGUGUCGGCAUGGUGGCGAUUCGGUGGGGCUGAUAAGAGCGCCGAUAGGAGCGACGAUAGGAGCGCUGAUAAGAGCGCCAGCAGCGGGCAGGGAGGCAGGCGGAAGAGCACAUGCAGCGGAGUGGGCAGUGGGGUGAGUAAGGGGAGCCGGUCGCGACCGGUGGGACCCCCACCCACUCCUCAGAGCCCUGACGACGUGGCACGCACGGAAAGCCGCACCUCGCACUUGAUAUCACCGCCGGCUCUCCUCUCGAGCACGUCAGCAUCGUCAUCAUCCCGCCUCCCGCCCUCGCCGCGCCUUCCGCCGUCCCCGCGCCUCCCGCCCUCCCCGCGGCUACCGCCGUCCCCCGGGCUGAGAAGGCAGCAGUCCGCCGCGGCUUCGCUUGCUGCGGCUGAGGCGAGUCAACGGCAGAGUGAGAGGCAGGCUGAGUUGACUGCAAGAGCAGGCAAGGAUGGCACGGGAGCGCGGGAGGAGUGCGGACGACCAGCGGUGGUAUUCCACAAGAGCAGCAGCACUGGCAGCAGCGGGGGAGGAGGAGGCACCAGCAGUGGCGUCGGCAAUGAGUUGGGCAGGCAGAACGGCUCUUCAGCCGCGGCCAAGCCUAGGCCUCUGAGUCGUGCCAACUCCGCUGCCCCCGCGCUCCUGCACCCGCAGCCCAUCUUGCUGGCUGAAGCGAUGCCGGAUGCAAGAGGGAGGGAGCGGAUGAGGGUGAUUCAGGGAGGGAGAGAGCAUGCAGUCACAUCACCAGCACCUGUACCUCCUCCCAUGCGACGGUCCCGGACAGACACGCGGCAGGAGAGGCGGGCGAGUGAGCAGAGGGAGCAGAUGGGUGUGUGUGUGAAACAAGAUGUGGAAAUGGUGGAAGCAGCGGCACCACCCAUGCGACGGUCACGGACUGACACGAGGCAGGAGAGACGGGCAAGGAAGCAGCAGGAGCAGAUGGAGCAGAUGGGUGUGUGUGUGAAACAAGAUGUGGGAUUGGUUUCCGCUCCACCUCCCAUGCGACGCUCACGGACUGAUACAAGGCAGGAGAGGGGGAUGAGGGCACGGCAGCAGGCAGUGGUACCAGCAAUGAGGGGGGGCGGCAGGAGAAGCGAGGGGAGCGGCAGAGGGGAAGCAGGCAGCGGGCGGGUGUUGCGGCGAGGCAAGACACAACCGAGCAGGCGCAUGGAACAACAGGAGGGGGUGCCCCGGCGCAGAGAGGCGGACCUACUCAUUCGCACCCAUGCUCUGUGA